Molecule: messenger RNA, 1257 nt
Organism: Oncorhynchus nerka (sockeye salmon)
Lineage: Eukaryota; Metazoa; Chordata; Actinopteri; Salmoniformes; Salmonidae
Product: septin-5-like
Exons: 11
Coding region: 1-1182 (393 amino acids)
Biological process (GO): cytoskeleton-dependent cytokinesis; regulation of exocytosis; intracellular protein localization
Cellular component (GO): cell division site; septin ring; synaptic vesicle
Molecular function (GO): GTP binding; GTPase activity; molecular adaptor activity
Source: RefSeq, a predicted model, not a curated record
AUGAACAAGUUCUCCAGCCUGGCUAAAGAUCAAUUGGGGAACUUAAAUCUGGAGAGUUUCAUCAGGGAGUUUCCCCAGAACAGAUACAACUUUUCCUCUCAUCAGGGCACAGGAUUGAUCUCAGGAAACUUCUGUUACUCCUCCCCUCUCCCAGAACACCACUACCUGGCCACACCCACCAGCUGGACCUCUGACCGCCCCCCACGACCCAAGAGCCCCUGGGGCUGCCUAGACCCCUACACCUCUGAGGACCAGGACAGGGAGUAUGUAGGCUUUGCUACUCUGCCCAACCAGGUACACAGGAAGUCAGUAAAGAAGGGAUUUGAGUUCACUCUGAUGGUGGUAGGAGAGUCUGGUCUGGGUAAAUCUACACUAGUCAACAGUCUGUUCCUUACAGACCUCUACAAGGACAGGAAGGUGCUGAAUGCAGAGGAGAGGCUGGCUCAGACUGUGGGCAUAACUAAGAACACAGUGUGCAUCGAGGAGAAGGGAGUGAAGCUCAAACUCAACAUAGUGGACACACAAGGCUAUGGAGAUACCAUCAAUAAUACAGACAGCUAUAAGUGUGUUUCAGACUACAUUGACCAUCAGUUUGAGCAGUACCGCAGGGAUGAAAUCGGCCUGAACAGAAAGAACAUCCAGGAUAACAGAGUCCACUGCUGCCUCUACUUCAUCUCUCCCUUCGGACAUGGUCUGCGGCCAUUGGAUAUAGAGUGUAUGAGGGCUCUGCAGGACAAGGUCAACAUCAUCCCUGUUGUGGCCAAAUCUGAUGGUCUCACUUAUGAUGAGGUUAAGAAGAAGAAGAGCAGGAUCCUAAGUGAGAUAGAUAAGUACAGGUUAAAGAUCUACCAGUUCCCAGACUGUGACUCUGAUGAGGACGAGGAGUUCAGGAGGCAGGACAUGGAGCUCAAGAGGAGUGUUCCGUUUGCAGUGAUCGGCAGUAACAUGGUGGUGGAUGUUAAUGGUCGGCGGAUCCGCGCCCGUCUCUACCCCUGGGGAGUGGUGGAAGUGGAGAACCCAUAUCACAGUGACUUUGUCCACCUGAGGAACAUGUUGGUGAGGACUCAUAUGCAGGACCUGAAGGACAUGACCCAUGACACACACUACGAGAGUUACAGAGCACAGUGGCUGUGCAAGAGCCAACACACUGAUGUGGAUUAUGACUUCUGCCACACAAUCUAAUCCAGGAGGCCUUUGGUGUUAAACAAAAGAUGAUACACUGCUUUCACUAUUGCUGGAAUAAAGUCACAAGCUAAA